Messenger RNA from Haliotis rufescens (red abalone), 712 nucleotides. RefSeq lists its product as uncharacterized. The coding region runs from base 29 to 613 and encodes 194 amino acids. NCBI's taxonomy places the organism in Eukaryota, Metazoa, Mollusca, Gastropoda, Lepetellida, Haliotidae. The record is from RefSeq and is a predicted model, not a curated record. Gene Ontology annotation, cellular component: plasma membrane. The transcript has 3 exons.
AUAGAAUUACUCCCCGGAGACGUCCGAGAUGACACACGCAGGGUGUUGUGGUAAGACUUCGGUCUUCGUCAAGGUAUCAGCUUUCUUGUUUCUCUUUGCCUUUGUCCUCCUCCUGCUGGGGUUCGGGACGCCACUAUGGAGUACAAGAGGAGGUCAGAACGAAGGACUCUGGGAGAGGUGCACCGGGAGCCUCUGUGUCUCAACCCUCGAUGAUCCGCUUGGAGAUCAAGAUUGGUUUGUGGCCGUGCAAGCACUUGUAACGAUUGGCUUGAUCCUUGGUCUGGCCGGAGUCAUACUAUCGUUCAUCAUCAUGUUUGACGUCGCAUGUGCACACAAAAAGGCAAUCCGGAUUGCAGCCAUCGUUCACGCCUUUGCACCAGCUGCCUUGCUGUUGUGCGGUGUGUUUGUCUACUGGAUCAGAGGCGAGAUCUAUUUCGCCGUCUUCUAUCUGGGGUUCUCCUGGGGGAUCACUCUUAGUGCCGCAAUCGUCUUCGUCGUCGCUGGCAUCCUCCUCUCCGUCGACCUCGACCGCAUCCACAACGAUCACGAUGAAGAAGCUGCCGACAUGCCAGAAGCGCACCCUGAAGCAGCAACUACACCUGAACAUGCCUAGACCACAACAGGGUCAAGGUCACGCUGUAGCCAGCACGUCAAUGAAACGAAGGCGUAUCAUACGCUGAUGUAUAUCUGUCUAUUAAACUAAUUUUAUAUC